AUGAUGUAAUAAUUUUUCUUUCUACUUGUCUUAUUCCUAGCAAUUAAUGGUAUUAUUGUGAGAGGGUUAGAAGUGGUCUACUAUUAAGAUUUUACUCCUAGUCUUACCUGCUCUAAUCUUUUUAGCUAGUAUUGGUCAAUAGUUUCUGGUACUUUUUCUGGUGGAAAUUGCCAAUAUUAAUGUUCGAGAACAGAUAAUGGAAUUCAUAUUGACAUAUUAUCACCAGAUAUGUCUAGUUAUCCUAACGGAUUAUAAAUGAUAAAAUCAAUCACAUAGCCUUAUUCUUUUAUUGGUGUUGAUUUAGUUUAUUUAGUGAAAGAUGACCCCUUAAAUAUGAAUAUAUUUGAUGGAAAUACUUCUUUGUACAGUUAAAACUAUAGUGGCGCAAGUACAGGUACGAGUAUGGAAUAUAAUUAUAAAUUAAAAUGUUCAUUUUGGUCUGGAAAUAUGUAAGUAAGUAAGGAAACAGUUUAAUUGAAUUAAUAUCUAGCAUCAGACUAGAUAAAAGUGAAGUUCGUAUAACAUGUAACUAGUGAUUUUUCAUGGUAUGGUGUUUUAAAGUUAAGAGCAUGGGCUAAUUGUGUAGAGAAUUGCAAUGUUUGCUUAAACAUAGCUAAUUGCAGCAGUUGUCUUUAAGGGUUUGAUAGGUAUACACUACAAUCAGGAUAAAAAGUAUGUGACUAAACUUAAGAUUGCAACAUAAACAAUUGCUUUUCAUGUAUCAAAAGCUCUCCUUCUUCACAAACAGCUACUUGUGUUAAAUGUCUACCAGGUUAUUCCUUAGAUGCAAACUAAAAUUGUAUUGCAAAUCCUGGAGGGGCUUGUCCUGCAAACUAAUAUUAAUCAACAAUUUCAGGUUGCUAAGCCUACAGUACUAAAUGUUAUAUGUAAAAGUAAAAUACUUACUAUACUUGGUAAACUUGUCCUGGAUAAGUAAAUUUAUCUUAAUACAAAUGCUUAAAUUCUUAGUCAAUUCUUAUCUAUGAACAUAAAAAUUAUUCUCUUUAUACAUGUGGUUGCCCUGUAAAUAAUUGCAUUUAAUGUCCAAAUCCAAGCUAAUGCUCUUAGUGUUAAUUAGGAUAUACUUAUGAUCCUAUCUCUUAAACUUGUACUUUUGUGAUUUGCCCUGUAUUGUAUUCACGCGAUCCUUAAACAGGCCUAUGCACUAAAAAUUGCAGCGGAAAUGACUGUUAGUAAUGUGAUUAAAAUUAAUAAUGUACUUUAUGUAACCCCACAGGUAAUUAUUAUAAAGUAACCGCAAAUCCGAUCAAUUGCUCUUUGUGUACAAUUUAAAAUUGCUCAAGCUGCUCAGGAGAAGGACUUUGUUAGAAAUGCUAAAAUCAUUUUUCUUUAAGUUCAGACAGAACUACUUGUUAUCCUUGUAAUGUAGACAAUUGUAGUUAAUGUGUAAUUGGUUAACCUAGUUUAUGUUAGACAUGCAUAAAUGGUUAUAUAUUAAGCUUUGAUUAAACUACUUGUUCAUGUUCUGUGUAAAAUUGUUAAACAUGCAAUUCUUAAGAUGGUACAAUUUGUGAUUUUUGUGUAAAUGGGUAUCUAAUUAGCUUAGACAAAAAGUAGUGUUCAUGUGCUGUUCCAAACUGUUCUCAGUGUAAUCUUUUAGAUGGUACUUAAUGCUAAACUUGUGUUAGUGGAUAUAAUCUGAACCCUUUAAAUAGUAAAUGCUUAUGUAAUGUUUCUAAUUGUUAAACUUGUAAUUCUUUAAAUGGUAAUUUAUGUGAUAGCUGCAUAACAAACUAUGCACCAGCAGGAAUCUAAUCGCCAAUUUGUACUUGCUAAGCUUAUGGAUGCUAAACAUGCACUCCUCUGAAUGGGCUCAUGUGUUAAAUUUGUUAUUCGAAUUUCCAAAUUUCAUAAAGUGGAUCUUGCUUAUGUAAUGUUUAGAAUUGCAGCCAAUGUAGUGCAACAGAUGGAAAUAUAUGUAAUACAUGUGUGAAUAAUUACUUAUUAAAUUCUUCUAAAACAUCAUGUGAUUGCUAAGUAAACAGCUGUAAUUAAUGCGAUCCAAAUAAUGGAAAAAUAUGUAUAUCUCCUAAGCCAGGUUAUACUUAUGAUCCUAUAAGUUAAACAAAUAAAUGUAAUUUCACAAACUGUUAAAUAUGUGAUCUAAACGAUGGAAAUAUUUGUUUGUAAUGUUAAAGCGGAUAUAACUUUAAUUCUAACUAAUGUUAAUGUAAUGUUUCUAAUUGCUAAACUUGUAAUUCUUUAAAUGGUAAUUUAUGUGAUAGCUGCAUAGCAAACUAUGCACCAGCAGGAAUCUAAUCGCCAAUUUGUACUUGCUAAGUUUAUGGAUGCUAAACUUGCACUCCUCUGAAUGGGCUCAUGUGUUAAAUUUGUUAUUCGAAUUUCCAAAUUUCAUAAAGUGGAUCUUGCUUAUGUAAUGUUUAGAAUUGCAGCCAAUGUAGUGCAACAGAUGGAAAUAUAUGUAAUACAUGUGUGAAUAAUUACUUAUUAAAUUCAUCUAAAACAUCUUGUGAUUGCUAAAUAAAUAGCUGUAAUUAAUGCGAUCCAAAUAAUGGAAAAAUAUGCAUAUCUCCUAAGCCAGGUUAUACUUAUGAUCCUAUAAGUUAAACAAAUAAAUGCAAUUUUUAAAACUGUUAAAUAUGUGAUACAAACGAUGGAAAUAUUUGUUUGUAAUGUUAAAGCGGAUAUAACUUUAAUUCUAACUAAUGUUAAUGUAAUGUUUCUAAUUGCUAAACUUGCAAUUCUUUAAAUGGUAAUUUAUGCGAUAGCUGUAUAACUAAUUAUGCACCAUUAGGUAUCUAAUCUUCUACUUGUACUUGCUAAAUUUAUGGAUGUUAAACGUGUACUCCUCUUAAUGGGCUCAUAUGUUAAAUUUGUUAUUCAAAUUUUAGUAUUUCAUAAAAUGGAUCUUGCUUGUGUAAUGUUUAGAAUUGCAGCCAAUGUAGUGCAACAGAUGGAAAUAUAUGUAAUACAUGUGUGAAUAAUUACUUAUUAAAUUCUUCUAAAACAUCAUGUGAUUGCUAAGUAAACAGCUGUAAUUAAUGUGAUCCAAAUAAUGGAAAAAUAUGUAUAUCUCCUAAGCAAGGUUAUACAUAUGAUCCUAUAAGUUAAACAAAUAAAUGUAAUUUUGCAAACUGUAAAAGAUGUGACCCAAACGAUGGAAACAUUUGUUUGUAAUGUUAAAAUGGAUAUAACUUUAGUUCAAACUAAUGUUAGUGCAAUGUUUAAUAUUGUUAAAAAUGUGAUCCUUUAGAUGGGAGUACAUGUCAAUAAUGCAUUACUGAAUAUCACUUUAAUCCAACUGGUUAAACUGUUUAAUGCUAGCUCAAUUGUAGCUUAGACAACUGCAAAGAAUGUUAAGACCCUCCAAAUAAUAAAACUUAGUGUAAAAUCUGUAAUUUUGGAUAUGUAUUAGAUCCAUCUACAAAUUAGUGUGUUUCAACUUAAUGCAAAGUUCUUCAGUGUAGUCAAUGCUAACCAUAUAAGCCAAAUCUAUGCUAAAUAUUUACGGAAGAUUAAAAUUUUGAUAGUUAAUUAAAAAUCUAAAUAUAAGAUUAUGCAAACCCUUUUUAAGUUACUAUCCUAUAGGUUUAAGAAAAAUCAAUAAAAAUUUAAUUAAAAUUAUAAGACAAUUGUAAAAAUAAGAACUUGGUAGUUUAGAUGAAAGAUCAUAGCUUUGUGCAGAUUAAUAACUUAGUUGAUCCACAAAAAGAAGUAAAACUUAAUGAAUAUGUGGUUCUUUCAGAAUCUUAAAUUUAAUAGUCUUAACAGACUAAAUAAGUUACUUCUGGAGCUUCCUCUUCCUUACUUAUAAUUAUGAUACUUAUGAUAGUGAUAGGAAAUACCUAUGUUCUUUUUAGUACAAUAGAUUUAACAACUUUUAUUUAUUUUAUGCUCUUUAUUGAUGUUAGAUAUCCUGAUAAUGUCAUGUCGUUUUGCUCUAUAUUUUAAAAUUUCCAGUUUGCUUUCAUUCCAAACGCAAUAUAAGUUUAUUUAAUGGAUUCUAAUUAUAGUCAACCGUACACUCCCAAGAAAUUCAUUGAUAAUGGAUAUGAUGCAUACUUUUUUAAUGGAGCAGGAUAAUCUCUAACAACUAUGGCUGGUAUCAUAGCAAUAUAUGGAGUUAUCAAAAUUCUAUCUUAUAUUCCUGUAACUUCUAUAAGAGUAUAUAUAAGAAGAGGUUUAGUGAUACCUUAAAAUGAUCAAAAUUCUGAGGAAUAAAACAAAAAACAAGAAAAUAACUUGAAUCAAUCUAAUCUAAAGACAUCAGAUGAAAACAAAUCUUUAUAAAAAAUUGGACAUGAAAAACUAACAAGAUAAAAAGAGUUACAGUAUAAGUGGAGUAGAUAUACAAAUGUAAUUCUUUAUGUUAGAAAAAUUAUUUACAUGAUGGUUUUAUUAUAUUUUUAUGGAUAAGUUUACUUAUAAAUGAUUAUUAUUAAUUCUAUGAAUGUUUUCCUAUCAAUCUUUUAUUUGUACCUUAAACCAUAAGAAGAAAAAUCUGCUAAUAUAAAAAAUGGAAUAAGCGAGGUAUUACUAGUAAUAAUGUAGGUUACAAUUUGCUUCUUAGUUAAAGAUGAUGAAAAUCAAAGAGAAUAAGAUAGAUUUAACAUAGGAUGGAUUAUAGUUGGUAGUGCAUCUUUAAUUUUAACUAUACAUAUUUUUAGUGUUGUUAUAGAUCUAUUAAAAGGUAUUUAUAAUCUUGUUAAAGAUUUUAUUUGCACAAUGAUAAAACCAAAAGCAGAGAUCGAAAAGUUAAAAUAAGAAAAACUCGCUGACGAAUAGAAUAAAUAAAAUAAAUUUUUGAUACUACCUUCUUAAAUUUCGAUUGAUAAAUUAAGAAGUAUAAAAAAGAAAUUAAGCUUAGUUCCUUAGUCAUAAUUAGAUAUAUCUAAGGUAUCUAUAUAAAGACAUUAAAUCAAACAAAAAUCAAUAAUAGUUUAACCUAGAAAUUAUGAAAGCAACCAUAUCAUUGAACUACAAAAGCAAUCAGAAAAUUAUGGCUAGUCAAAUAAGCAUUCCCUUAAAGACAUAGAAAACUUUAUUUAAAAAAAUGAAUAGAAAAAUUCUUCUUUUGAAUUAAAAAACUCUCCAGACCAUGAAAAAAUGAAUUUAUAAAAUUCAUUUAUCCACAAUAACAUAAAUAAUUAGACUACUCAUAGAAUACUAUUUUCAGCACCUCAAUCUAUUAAUAUAUCUAAUAAUGAUUUAUUAUCUGCUAAAAAUCCAUCAUAAGUAUUUUUAUGA
Messenger RNA from Tetrahymena thermophila SB210, 5229 nucleotides. RefSeq lists its product as hypothetical. The transcript is spliced from 7 exons. Lineage: Eukaryota; Ciliophora; Oligohymenophorea; Hymenostomatida; Tetrahymenidae. The record is from RefSeq and is a predicted model, not a curated record.